CUCCCUGAGCCUCGCCCUGGUCCACCCGCGGCGCCCUGUGGGCGCGAAGGCGGCGGGCAACGCCGCGGGAGCCUCGCCGGCGGGCGCCAAGGCUGCGCCCGCGGCGCCGACGGCGACGCGGCCCACACGGCCCGCCGCGGCACCCGUGGCUGCCCCAGCGAGACCGCCCGCUGCUGCUCCGCCGAGACCGCCCGCGCCCGCUCCUGCGCCCGAGCGCCCCGCGGCGCAGUCUGGGGGCGCCGCGGCGGCGGCAGUGCCAGAGCCAGCGGGGCCCCAGAGCAUGGGCAACCUGCUGGGCUACAGCGACAGCGAGGAGGACGAGGCGGAGGAGGGCUCGAAGCCGCAGGGCGCGCAGGCGCAGGAGGCGGCCGCGCCCGCGGCCGAGGCCGAGAGCCCGCGCGUCCCGGUCGGCGAGCGGUCCGCAAAGGGCGAGGGCUUGGGCGACGUGGACGGCGAGCGGCUUGCGGCGGAGGAGCUCGCCCUCGUGGGGCACCUCUGCGGCCCGCCGGCCUGGCGGUGGCGCGUGCGCGAGCUCCGGCCGAGGCCGCGGGGCCGAGCGCUGGGCGCGGCCGAGGCCGAGGACCCGGACCUCGAGGACUUCGAGUUCGUGGCCGGCAUCCCCGACGUGCCAGCUGCGGAAUCAUCGCCGCCCUUGGGCACGGAGGUGGCGGAGCGAUUGGACACCGAGGACGCAGCCGCUCCAGAGGCCGCGGCGGCCGCCGCAGCGCCCGCGGAGACUGCAGCCGCCUCGCGCGCCGCGGCGCGCGAGACGGCCGCGCCAGCCUCGACGCCACACGCGGCGGCGCGCGAGCGCUCGCGCGCCCGCGAGCGCUCGCGCGCCCGCGAGCGCUCGCCGUCGCUGCCCGGAGGGCGCCGGCGCCCGCCGUCACCCGCGGGGGGCCCGCGGCGCCGGCGCAGCGCCGAGCGCGGCGUCGAGCGCGGCGGCAGGGCGGGCUCGGAGGGGCGCGGCGCCGCGCCGCGCUCGGAGGAGCGGCGGCCCAGGCGACCCGAGGGGCGGCGCGGGCGGGGCGAGGAGGGGGCGGGCGGUGCGCAGGCGGCCGAGAGGCUGCUGCCGCAGCAGGUCCUGCGCGCCGCGGCCGAGGUGGCCAGGCAGUGCCAGGAGAGGGAGCUCAGGCGCGAGGACGCGGCGCGCCGCGCCGCGGCCGGGCCCCAGGCGCCCGAGGCCGAGGAGCUCCAGGCCGCGCUGGCGGCCGAGCAGGAGCGCCAGGCCAAGCGCCCCAGGGUCGGGUGGCUGCUCCCCGCGGCCCCCUCGGCGCCCUCGGCGCCGGCGCCGGCGCCGGCCGCGGCGCCCGCCGCGGCGCCCGCGCCCGCCGCUGCUGCGGGCGCAGGCGGCGAGGGCACGCUGGCGGCUCUGCUGCGUGGCGGACCCGCGGCGACCGCCAAAAGAAAGGGGCCUGCGGGCGAGGUCACGGAGGGCUUCACAUCCUUGUCAACUGAAGCCUCCAUCUCGAGGUGCGCGUGGGCUAGGAGUGCAGGACUUGGUUUGAGUGCCCUUGGCAUCCCUGCCUUUGUGUAGUCGCUCGCAGUAGGUCAUGUGUAGAAGGACACGCCCUGCAAGUCUCGUUG
This is a messenger RNA of Prorocentrum cordatum, 1587 nucleotides long. The record is from the annotation of a GenBank genome assembly. NCBI's taxonomy places the organism in Eukaryota, Dinophyceae, Prorocentrales, Prorocentraceae.